This is a messenger RNA of Salmo salar (Atlantic salmon), 2618 nucleotides long. RefSeq names its product CMP-N-acetylneuraminate-beta-galactosamide-alpha-2,3-sialyltransferase 1. Gene Ontology annotation, molecular function: beta-galactoside (CMP) alpha-2,3-sialyltransferase activity. The record is from RefSeq and is a predicted model, not a curated record. Gene Ontology annotation, cellular component: membrane. Gene Ontology annotation, biological process: sialylation. Lineage: Eukaryota; Metazoa; Chordata; Actinopteri; Salmoniformes; Salmonidae.
GGGCUUGAUGAUUAGUUGAUAAGUUGAUUAGUUGACAAGAUGAACCAGUUGUGCUUGUCCGGGGUUACAAAAGUAUACUGUUGGGUGUAUUUGAGGACCAAGAAACACUGUAUUGCGAAAUGCUUUUGGGUAAUUCCCAAAUACCGGCCAUUGCAAAGUGAGCAGGCGUUCAUACGUGAUGUUGGCAAAAACAUUUUUUUAAAUGUGUUCAAAUUUUGCCCAAUAGGUUAUGGCGUCAGUCAGAGUCGUCACAGGCGUGGCGGCCCGAGUUGAUGUCAUACUUAAACUAUAAUUCUGCUCUCCAAGUAAUUACUCGCUCAUUAUGCAGUUCCUCUAAACACAUGCUGUGCUGUUGGACUCAAACAAGCUGCAUUUCAACGGGCGUUUCAAAAACAACUUGAACCAGGACAGGAAAGUGGUCCAAUUCGCACAUCCCUGGUCAUCCCUACUGCCUCUGAUCUGGAAGACUCUAAACACACAGGCUUUGUUUGUAAAUUAUGUUGGAGUGUGCCCCUGGCUGAAAAACAACAAAAUGGUGGAUGGUUGACUGGACAGGCAGUGAACGCUAGACGCACCAGUCACUGACCUCACGCUGUCAACAGCAGAAGAGCAGAUGGAUAUAGUUACCUGGCCAUCGUUAAGUUGACAGGACCAUCCUGGAUUGUGUACCACAGUGGAAUUACCAUACUAUUGGUCAGCAGACGAGUAAUGGACAUGCACAAGGAUUCCUCAUCUAUGGAUUUCAAUGGAGUGAUUUUUGUCUGACCAAAACAUUUUCUAUAGAAAGCUUCCCUACAAAAUAUAAGGAGCUAGUAUUCUGGUCACAUUUUUACUGAGAUGUUAUUGUUUUCCAACGGCUUGAAGUGGAGCCUGUAAUUGUGAUGAAGACACGGCCUGUUUCUGUUCAUCAGAGGAACCCAGUGUUCAUCCUGUUAUAACCAAGAAAUCUCCAGGGGAGGAAUUAUUCUCAGACAUCCCUUGGAAAUCUGAAUUUUCAAUAAGGGGCUUCUCUGUUUUUCCCUUCCCUCCACUUCCCUGAAAAUUUCAUUUUUGUCUACCACUACACCAUGUAUCUAUCGAUGCAGAAGAACUUCAGGGCAUUUACUGUGUUAGCCUUUAUUGUAACUUUCACCACUUUCCUCUUCAGUUUCACGUUGAGAGAUCCCUCUCUGUACUUCUUCAAAUAUGCCAUACACAAGUCGGACAACUUCUUCUCUAAAGGCCAGUGUGGCUGUCGACAGUGUAUGACAGAGCUGGAGGACGACCCCUGGUUCACUGAGCGGUUCAACCUGUCAGUCCACCCUCUGAUGUCUAGGAAGAACAGCCUGCUGACUGACGACACAUACCACUGGUGGCAGAAAUUGCAGGAACAUGAGGACCCGGCCAACUUCAGCGAGGUGGUGGAGAAGUUGUUCCAGGUCAUCCCUGAUGAUGACGACCUCUACAAGGACGCGGGGCCUGAGCGCUGUAGGACCUGUGCUGUGGUGGGAAAUUCUGGGAACCUCAAGGGCUCCCGCUACGGACCCCUCAUCGACUACAGUGAUGUCAUCAUCAGAAUGAACAUGGCUCCUACCGCUGGCUUUGAGAAGGAUGUUGGGAGCCGGACUACGCAUCAUGUCAUGUACCCAGAGAGCGCAAUAGAUCUGGACAACACCACCAGUCUUCUGCUCAUCCCCUUCAAGACUCUGGACCUGCAGUGGAUCACCAGUGCCUUGACCACCGGCUCCAUCAAAGAAACAUACGUUCCUGUCCGGUCCAGGAUUAAGGCAAACAAGAACAGGGUGUUGAUAUACAGCCCAACCUUCUUUAAAUAUGUCUUUGACACAUGGCUGGAGAGUCAUGGCCGGUAUCCCUCCACUGGCUUCCUCAGCCUAUUGUUCGCCAUGCACAUCUGCGAUAAGGUGAGUGUGUACGGGUUCGGAGCGGACCGGUAUGGGAACUGGCACCACUACUGGGAAAAUAAUUACAACGGAGGCGAUUUCCGCGAAACCGGGGUGCAUGAUGCGGACCAUGAGUACAACGUGACCCUGCUUCUGGCUGACAAACACAAGAUCAAUUUUUUCAAAGGCUUCUGAUAUCUGGAUAUGUCAUUGGCCUGAGACCAAGCCUCAUCAGCCUAAAUCCUGUCGACUCAGUUUAUCCCCAAUGGGUAAUCCCUGAUUGAAAUUACAUUGUUUCAACGUAAUUUGUCAAUGUAUCGUGAUGUGGAAUGCAUGUGUAAAAUGUAUUGGAUUUGCAAAAAGUAAUCAAUGUAAACGAUUGUUUUGAGGGUGAAAUUUCAAUAAGGAUUAUGUCAUGGUAACCUAUUUUUAAGACACAACUUAUAUAAAAUGUUACAUUUGUACCUUUUUGUAACAAUGUCAGAUCUUUAAUGUUAUAUCCACUAUCAGACACCCACACAAAAAGUAAAGUGUUAGUUGUGAACUAACACUUUACUUUUUCCUCCUGAGUAGCUUUGACUUUGCUGAUAGCUACUUCAUUGUGGAUAAAUGUACUUACUGUGAUAUGUGGUUGUCCCUACUGUGAUAUGUGGUUGUACCUUCUUGCACUAAAUAUCUGUGUCGCUCUGGAUAUGAGCAUCUGUUAAAUGACUAAAAUGUAUAAACUAAAUAGAUGAA